Molecule: messenger RNA, 1959 nt
Organism: Saccharomyces paradoxus
Lineage: Eukaryota; Fungi; Ascomycota; Saccharomycetes; Saccharomycetales; Saccharomycetaceae
Gene: PRM2
Product: pheromone-regulated protein PRM2
Exons: 1
Coding region: 1-1959 (652 amino acids)
Source: RefSeq, a predicted model, not a curated record
AUGAACGAUAUAUACAUAAUCAAACCUUUAUCACUUCCACAGAGGUUUCUUAAUUGUGUUUUCCAUCCCCUAUUGCUUAUAUUCUUCACUUCUGUUAUUUUAACUAUUUGGGGCACCUUUUCAGUAAUUGACGGUACAAUGGCAAAGACAUUUCACACACAGAUCAAACAAAAUGAUACCGUCUCAGCUCUCGUAUCUAUUUCUACAGCCAUGAUAACAGCCACCACGACUGCCACGACGACUGCGGUCACAACACAACAAGCCACAUAUUCUGCAAGUGCUUACUCUUUAAAUAACACAUUCAUCGAUAGCACAAUUGAUCAGUAUUUUGAAAGCAAACUACAAAGUAUUGCAUCUACAGUAGGUACGGAUAUGCAGGAAAAGUUCAAGUCAUACACAGAUAAUGUAUUGGAUAACAAACAAAAACUUAUCACCGAUCAAAUAAGUUUGGAAACUAAAUCCACAAAAGAUGUUCUUGAAGUAAAUAACACAAUCUUCAACGAACUAUUCACAAAAUCCCAACUGAUAAAUGAUACAUGGAAUGAAAUAUCAGAAGACGCAAUGACUAUCGAUAAGGAUUCUGUUUCGCAAAUGGCGUCAAAUCUAUUGCUAAAUUAUUCCAUGUUUGACAGUAUUUUCGAGAACUACUCCAAGAAAUUGAAAUUAUUGCAGGAAUUCAAUGGCACUAUCACUGAUUUCUCUACUCAGUUGAAUACUUCUAGUACCUUAAACUUGGGUUUCCUGCAAAAUUCCACCGAAUGGCUUCAAUUAAAAAGGAAUUUUACAACAAACUUACAGAAUGAAAUUUCCACUUUUUCUGGGAAGAGUACCAAGGCUAUAUCAUCUACCUCAAUUAUUAAACGGUCUCUGAAAACAAAUAAAGACGAGAACAGUUCAUUGAGUGUAGUGAAAAAUCACGUUUUCCGUAGAUGUCAGAAAAUGACAGUGAUUUUCACAGUCAUGUACUUUGCAUUUGUAGUUUCAUUAAUGAUAAUCGAAAGGAUUCUGUUUCAGCUGGAAAACCAGCAGGUAAACCUCGCUAUGUCUCAGAUUAAUGAUUUGACAGGACAAACCAAUUUCACCCAAUACAAUAAAACUGUGAAAAGCUUAAUGACCACUUUGAACCUCAGUGUACUUUAUCCAAUUCCUUACCAAUUAACAAAACUUAUAAAUCAAAAAAUGUUGAAAAGAGAACCCGAAAAAUUUGAUGACAAAAAAGCCAAACAAUCCAAACUCUUUUACUGUAACUGGUGGAUAAUUUCAAAUGGGGUUCACCUGUGGCUAUUUGGUUUGUUGAUGUUAUUAGUUCAUUGGCAAAUUGUGACACGACUAACAAAUUUUGAAGUACCCAAUUUGCCUACAUUCGACAAAAGAGCGGGACCCCCACUCUACAAGAGGGAAGCUUGGACAGACGCAAAUAUAACAACUGUGAUAGAAGGCCUUAUCGAUGAUAACAUAUCAUUAUUGUGCGAAAAUUUCCAAAUAGAAGUAAAUGAAAGGUUGAUUCCGGCAAAUUCAACUCUUCAGACUAAUUCCAAUCUGAAAGUUCAGUCAGCGGACAUCCUAAGUCUUUGGGUAAACGACACAAACACUCAAUUUGAGAAAUAUCUUAAUAGAAAUUCUCGAAAUUGGCAGGAAAUAGACCCGCAGAUUGUCCCUCUUUUGGGCGCCGAUUCGGUUAAUGAGUUCCUGAAUCAGUAUUCACUACCGAUACAUGAAGCUACCAAUACGAACGCUUCAUUUGCACUGGAUAUUAAAAAAAAUGGAAUAAUCAAUCAAAGAUUUAAUAUAAUCAACGCACCGGUGGCAACAUUGUCUUCGUUGGCAAAACGACAAGUAAAGAACCAAAAGCAAAAAAAGGUAAACCCGCUAAACUCUGUUUACAAGUGGGGGCUUUUAGUAACUUGUCUGACUAUAUUGUUCCACCACAUGCUUAUAUUUAUAAUACUAAAGUUGUAA